Cryptomeria japonica (Japanese cedar) is the source of this 561-nucleotide messenger RNA. RefSeq lists its product as uncharacterized. The record is from RefSeq and is a predicted model, not a curated record. Bases 1 to 561 code for a protein of 186 amino acids. Gene Ontology annotation, molecular function: nucleic acid binding; RNA-DNA hybrid ribonuclease activity. The transcript has a single exon. NCBI's taxonomy places the organism in Eukaryota, Viridiplantae, Streptophyta, Pinopsida, Cupressales, Cupressaceae.
AUGAGGCAUUGGUCGGCCUUACAUUUACUUCCUUCUCAGGGGGCUAUUUCUAGGAAAAUGAUUUCUUCAAUUAACAGAAAAGAGAUAAUCUGGUUACCACCUCCCAGGUCCAAGUAUAAGUUAAAUUUUGAUAGUUCCUCUCAUGGCAACCCGAGCAAGUCUAUCAUUGGGGUGGUGGUUACUGAUGAUGGUUCCAAAUUUAUUAGAGCUAGGUGUCAGUGUAUCCCAGAUGGGACUAAUAAUGUUGUAGAAAUUCAUGCACUCUCUGUUGGGUUAGAUAUGCUAAUUUUAUUGGAUUUUAAAGAUGUUGUGAUUGAAGGAGAUUCUAUGGUGGUCUUUUAUGUUGUUACUAAUCGAGCUUGUAAUUCUUGGCAUUUACAAUAUUGCGUGGAUAAGAUUUUUUUGCAGCUUAAGCUCUUUAAUUCUUAUUCUAUUUCUCAUUGCUAUAGGGAAGUAAAUUUCAUUGCAUAUUUUUUGGCGAAUAAGGCCUUAAAUGAGAAUAUUCAAAUAUUGGAGGAUAUUGAUGAGGGUUUCCUGCCUCCUUUGCCUAUGAAAUCUUAA